AUGUUGGAUAGCAAAGGAUCCUCAUCCGUUGGAUCCAAUCCUCGAACCACAGCGUCUCGAAGCACAGUGCGACGUACCAAUCGCUUUGGUGCCCGAACGGCAGUCCGAACCUUUGCCAUCUCUCGGACUCCCAUUGUCUUGGAAUUGAAUCAUUCGCAAAUUUUAAGGGUCGGUUACGCCGAACAGACCAAGCCGCAUCACACACUGUCCCUAGAGGAGUUCACUUCCCACGACACCUCCAAACCAUUCUCCUUGAAUCAAAACUUGACGGACACCCAGUGGUACAAUGUGCUUUCUCCGGUCAUAUCCAAAGUUUACGAUCGUCUCAUGUGCAAUCCAACCACGCGGCGGGUCGUUUGUGUCUUGCCCCAUUUGGCUUCCUCCAACUUGAUCAAGGCAUUGCAACAAUUGCUUUGGAACAAGGGUGUACCGGCCGUGACGGUGUGGAGCAAUCUGGAAAUCUUGCCCGUGGCACAAGGAUGGAAACGAGGAUUGAUUGUCCAUGUCAGCAAGGACGAAACAGUUUCUGUCUGUCACUCGGAUGGGCACCUUCUGCCGUAUACAUACCAAAGUGUUCCCAUUGGAUAUGGGAAUUUGAUGAUUCAACCAGAGCAAGAACAAGAACAAGAGCAAGACCAAGAGGAGGCAAAAGAAAACAAACUGCAAGUGGAAUGGACCCCUGCUAUGGAGGACUUGUUUCUGAAUGAGAACAAUCCGAACUCCGCCGUCAUUGCCGUUCUCAAGACCAUGGAAGAGUGUCCAACAGAUGUCAGGCACAAUUGUGUCUCUAACAUUGUCUUUGCUGGAGAAGGUUCCUUGCUGUUUCCAGAUUUGUCACGCCGCGUGAUACAACGAGUCAAGUCCAUUCUAGAAGGCAACCCGACCCCAUUGAAGCUGGUGACACCGGAACAAGAAAUUAUGACUCAUACUCCUGUCAAAACAAAGAGCUUGGCCGCGCUCGCACCAAAGCUACAGCUGAUUUCAACCUAUCCUCAUCGUCCAGACUGGAUCUGCUGGUUGGGAGCGAGUUUGUGGGCUGCUGCUUGGAACAAGUACGAUGACGAAGAAUCGAGUAUCCAAUGGACCUUUAGCCCCACGGAUGAAUAA
Molecule: messenger RNA, 1107 nt
Organism: Cylindrotheca closterium
Lineage: Eukaryota; Bacillariophyta; Bacillariophyceae; Bacillariales; Bacillariaceae
Source: the annotation of a GenBank genome assembly